AUGGCUCUGUUUCAUCCCUUUCUUUCUCAUUCCACGUCUCUCCACCACCUCCCCCCAACUCCCAGACAACCACAGCCAUUCAAACUGCUCUUAUCUCUCUCCUCCCCACCCCACCCUCUGAGACCCUUAAUUCCAACAAGAAAGCAGCAAAGCACCAUCAAGUGCAGUGCAGUUGCAGACAUCAAACCUCCUGCUCCCCCACUUGAUGAACAUCAGGAGGAGGAGGAGGAUCACAAGGUCUUGGUGGGUCCCACCAGCGAGGCUGAGAGGAGAGGAGAGAGGGUCGUGGCGGACUAUGAUUGGACAGAGGAAUGGUACCCUCUGUACCUCACCCAGGACAUUCCGGACGAUGCACCUUUGGGCUUGACUGUGUUUGAUAAGCAACUUGUGCUGUACAGGGACGGCAGUGGAGAGCUCCAGUGCUACCAAGAUCGCUGCCCCCACAGGUUGGCGAAACUAUCCGAAGGCCAGUUGAUUGAUGGAAGACUAGAAUGUUUAUAUCAUGGUUGGCAAUUUGAAGCCCAAGGAAAAUGUGUAAAGAUCCCUCAGCUUCCAGCUGAUGCCAAAAUUCCUAAAUCAGCUUGUUUGAAGACAUAUGAGGUGAGGGACUCACAAGGGGUUGUGUGGGUUUGGAUGUCCCAGAAGACACCACCAAACCCUUCAAAGAUACCUUGGUUUGAGAACUUUGCUCGGCCAGGGUUUCAAGAUACUUCUACAACCCAUGAGCUCCCUUAUGACCACUCUAUACUUUUGGAGAAUCUCAUGGAUCCUGCCCAUGUUCCAAUCUCACAUGACAGGACAGACUGGAGUGCAAAAAGGGAAGAUGCUCAACCGCUGCGCUUUGAGGUCACCGAGCGCAGCGAUAGAGGAUUCGCAGGCUGGUGGGGAAAGACAAGUGAUCCAUCAGCCAAAAGCUUCUUAAGGUUUGAAGCACCAUGUUCUCUUCAAAACAAUAGAGAAAUUGUUGACAAGGAUGGGGAGAAGCACUACUUCUCGGGUCUAUUUCUCUGUAGGCCAACUGGACAGGGGAAAUCCAUGCUUAUUGUGAGAUUUGGUGGAACAAAAAGGUCUCCACUGGCAAAAUUGUUUCCCAUAUGGUAUUUUCAUCAGAAUGCAGGCAAGGUCUUUGAGCAAGAUAUGGGAUUUCUUUCAUCUCAAAAUGAGGUACUCAUGAAAGAAAAAGUACCCACCAAAGAGUUGUACCUUAACUUGAAAUCUUCAGAUACAUGGGUUGCUGAAUACAGAAGAUGGAUGGACAAAGUUGGGCAUGGGAUGCCUUACCAUUUUGGGCACAGCACAAUAUCAUUGCCCGAAGAGCCUGCUGUGGUGGAGCAUGCGCCGGCAGGCUUUGUUGCCGGUGUUUCUGCAUCCUUGCCAGCAAAGGGAGGGAUUGGAUCCAUGCAUGCUCCCAAUUUGGCCAACCGGUAUUUUCGACACGUGGUUCAUUGCAAAAUCUGCAGAAAUGUUGUCAAAGCUUUCCAAGCAUGGCAAAAGGCCCUUACUGCUAUUGCUGUUGCAUCGACUGCAUUGGCAAUUCUAGUCUCAGGAAGGCAGUGGAAGGCCCUGCUAUUAAUAUCUGCAGCAAUAAGCUCAGCUGGGGUUUAUGCAUGCUCGGCUGCUAUUUCUUUGAACACAACAAACUUCAUAAGGACCCAUAGGAGAUUGUGA
Molecule: messenger RNA, 1668 nt
Organism: Prunus armeniaca (apricot)
Lineage: Eukaryota; Viridiplantae; Streptophyta; Magnoliopsida; Rosales; Rosaceae
Source: the annotation of a GenBank genome assembly